UAUAUAUCUGUAUACGUGUGCUAUGGAAAGGCGCAUGAAUGGAAGCUAAUAGCGUUUGCAGCGGGUUUUGCAACCAAGUUGAGCUAACAAAGAACUUGCGUGCGCUCGGAUAAAAUGGAGUACAGCAUUGAGAAUUAUGCGAACAUCAAAAAUAUCGGUCUAGAUUUCGGCGAAGUAGAGGUGGGAGUGACGAAAAUUAAAUCAAUUAAAAUUGUCAAUCAGAGCAGCAACAAGCAAUCCUACGUGGUUCAAAAGGAUUCAUUAAGUAAUCCGUUAGACUGCGUCUUCAAUGCCCUGGAAUACACGUGGACACUGAUGCCCUGCGAGUCUUACGUGUGCGACAUCAGUUACAGGCCGAUAUUACCGAACAGAAAAUGCACGGAUUACUUUUUCGUUACCGACACAAGCAAUUGCUGCUACAAAAUAGUAGUUCAGGGAUCCAGUUUAGGUUCCCAAGUUACCUCUUCGGCGACGAGGUUGAUAAUGGUUUGCGAAAAUAUGCAGUGCAGAAAGCAAAAAUGCUUCAAACUGACGAACCAUGCAAAAGUCGGGGCUAAAUUUAUGUUCGACAUCGACAUCGCUCAAUGUCCUUUUAAAAUUAACGAGCUGAGCGGCGUCAUAAAAGCUUCGUCGAGCAAAUGCUUCACGGUUUCGUUCGAGCCUACCGGUGCCGGGAUUUUCAAGUAUCGUCUGUCGUGUCUUGUGCUCCACCAGACACCACUUAUUCUGGAGCUUUACGGUAGUCUACCCUGUAGCCCAGGCCAAGACUACAUCAAGGCUUUUAACUCCAAAAUCGAAAUGAUCGAAGAACUAGACAUCUCGGAUAAUUUUACAAACUAUUUGCGCGACACGACGGGCGUAGUCAAAAGCAACCCACCGGCGAUUUCGCUAUCUUGGAACUUCAUGGAUUUCGGCCAAAUGCAAACCGGUUCGGAAAAUUACGUGAAAAGGACCCCGCAAACUGUAUGUUUGACUAAUCACAAUAUAUUCAAUUUACUCGUCAUCUGGGAAAAAGAUGUUUCAAAAACAUUCAGUAUUCAACCACAAGAAGCUAAAGUGCGCAGCAAUCAAUCAAUAAUUUUCGAAAUCCGAUUCGAUCCUGCCGAAGAAAACACUUUUUAUUCGAGAGAGCUGAUAGCGCGAACUUUUCGAUUACCUUGUUGCGAAACCAGUUUUAACGAUAUCGAAGCGAUACAAACGAGCACAGUUCCUGAUUACGUUUCUCUUCGCCUGAUUGGUCACACCUACAGUUACGGCUUGAAUGAUUGCAUACCGCAGUACGAAAUCCCGGAGACUGUGAUAAUGCCAGCUUGCAUUCCUGCUACGCCGGUUUACACGACGUUUAUGAUAAAAAAUUUUUGCCAGCAGCCUCUGAUGUUUUGUUUUGUUCCGCCGGACACGAGUCACUAUAGCAUCAAACCAAUGAUGGGACUUAUUGGACACAAGCAGGAGCACCAAGUAAUAGCGGUGCAGCUGUUUCCCGAAGCCGAAAGUGAUCGUGCCUACGUCGAACGCUGGGCAGUUCGACUAAACGGCAAUCCCGAGUACGAGAUCUAUAUCGAUCUUCAGGGCUUCGCCGAGCAAGCAAGCCUCGUCUUCGGCGACGUCAACACCGUGACCCUCGAUCCGGUGCACAUCGGCUGCCGACACACACAGUCGAUACCAGUACGCAACCCAACGCGACACUGCGUGCGAUUUGAAUAUUCAAGCAGUGACUUUCCAAAAGAACUUUCUGUUCAGGAGAUAAGUGGUAUUAUACAUCCAAAUGAAACGGUGCUCCACGAUUGGACUUUUGCGCCAGACCGAUUGGGCGAUUCAAACUUCGAAAUCUCUUGCCGAUUACGUACCGAUAUGAGCAGCAGAAGUACCGCCGUAAAAGUCGAUGUGACUGGAAAAUGCGCUGAGGGAUCUCUUAUAGCGAUUCCCGAAGAAUUGAAUUUCGGUGAACGAGCUUACAAAGAAGUGUGUGAGUCGGAAUUCAAAAUGUUCAACUUCAGCCCAGUCACGAUCAAUUUUUCACUGAUUUGUCGGCCUUCAAAACCGUUAGAAAUAAUGAACGAGCCAGAAAAUGAUAUUGAGAUUUCGCCAAUAUGCGGAUCAAUCAGUCCAGGAAGAGGAGAAAAAAUUAAAAUUGUCCUAACUCCAACCCAGCCAGGGUUUUAUGAACUGAAUAUUCAGUACUACGUUAGGUCACACCUAACGGCGGAUACUGUGAUUCCACUGAUCGAACCGCAAAAUCUUUGUACACUACACUGCAUGUGCUAUUUACCCACAAUACAAGUGCAGGAUUUGCUAUACCGAGCAGAAACUAACAAACAAGUCAGUAAAGUUUCUCUGUGGAAAUCCUUAUGUAUUGACGACUUCAAUAUAGCCUUAACAAAUCUACUACCUUAUCAAGAGACGUCAGUGGAAAUGACUAUCCCAUUCGUCGAUCUAAAUGAAAACGAAAAGUUUUUAAUAAAACUAUUAGUAAAAAAUACAAAGCCAAUAAAAUCUACAUUAUCUCUCAAACAACAAAGUACUUGUUUAUGCAAUGAUCAAAAGAGAAAAAGCCGACCGAGAACAAAAUCUACUUCGAAAAAUGGUUGUUUGUACUGCGUUCACGAUCACUCAUGUUCAAUUUUCCCGACAAAAAUGACGUUAUCGCCUGGCGAAACGGGUAUUCUCACAAUAGACAUAUCAAGUGAUACCUUACAGCCAUCUGGAAUAUUUUGGGAUUUAAAAAUAGGGGAAGAAAGAUAUAUUAAUUGGAAUAUCAAACUCGAAAAUCAAAUAAUUUUGUCUGGCAAUUACUUAAACUUCAAACAAAUAAAUCUUAAACGGCUUUACAUGCGCUAUCAGACAGCUUGGAUAUACAACGACAAAGAAUGCGAAGCUUCUUACACAGUAGACAUUAAAAAUCUUGUUAUGAUGAACAAGAAACAUUACGGAAUUAUUUUCACAUGUUUAAAUCCUCAAGGGAUUCUGAAAAAAUAUGAGCGCCAACCGAUAAUCUUUGGAUUUUGUCCGAACCGAUUCGGAAUAUUUAAAACAACUGUUUUAAUAAAAGUCAACGAUAUUGCAUCAAUUUUAAACAUAGAAGCCGAAUCCACAUGCACUGCUCGAGAGAUUGAUAUUGAGCAUGAUAAUUGUCCGCUUUCGGAUACAUUCACGACUCCGGAAAUAGAAGUAUACUUCAACCAUAAUUGCGUCAUAGCUUCCCCUAUAUCAACCCACGGAAAAUUGAUCAAAUUGGUCAUGGUUCAUAAUCAUCAUCCCCAAGACGUUUUGCAAUAUACGUGGAAAAAUUGCGAGAUACCUGAGCUAGUUAAAAUCAAUGUAAAUCCAACUUGCGGCUUAAUACAGCCUCAAACUCUGCUAACUUUCAUGAUAGAAAUAGACGUUGGUUCUUACGAAUGCUGCUUAGAUAUUGAUUUAUUCUGUGAUUUUAUAAACGUGAGCGAAAGACGUCUUGCAGAAAAAAAGAAGUCGGAAGAGGAAAAAAUGUUGUGCCAGCUGAAAAACGAAUUCACUAUUACAGAUAAAGGAAUCCUUCUUCCUAAGAAACCGAUUUUCGAAGAAACAAAGAAACCAUCAACGUUUUGCAAAACGUUGACGUUAAAAAUCCAUACCUACGAUUCCGAAUCCGCUGAUGACAGAGUUGAGUUGCAUUACCAAUUAAAAAAUACACCAAAUGAAGAAAUCGCGAGAAAAUUGACUACUUCCAAUAAAAGCAUUUCUGCAAAUGCAGCUAACAUGUCAACUCAUAUUUUUGAGAGUAUGAUAUGGGAUAUUAUCAAUAGUAGCAGUUUCUCUAAAACGUUAAAAGAAAAUCUAAAUAAUGUUCACGAUCUUAAAUAUUCUCAACUACCAGUCGACAUUGGAAGACGAAAAAAUCAAGCAGAAAGAACGGAACUCGUUCCACCGAAACGACAUGUGCAAGACGUUUUGCAUACCAUGAUAUGCAUGGUUGUCCAUGAAGAAUUCAACUUUGAUACGGCACACUUUUCUCACCCUACUGAUAUUCGGCAAAUAUCUUACCAAAAAACUUACAUGGAAGAACACCAUCAUCAUCGUCGUCAUAGUAAAAAAAUGUUUAUGAAUAAAAGCAUGCAAUAAAGUAUGCGAAGUAUUGGGAAA
Molecule: messenger RNA, 4119 nt
Organism: Nasonia vitripennis (jewel wasp)
Lineage: Eukaryota; Metazoa; Arthropoda; Insecta; Hymenoptera; Pteromalidae
Product: cilia- and flagella-associated protein 65-like
Exons: 19
Coding region: 115-4098 (1327 amino acids)
Source: RefSeq, a predicted model, not a curated record